Molecule: messenger RNA, 5173 nt
Organism: Python bivittatus (Burmese python)
Lineage: Eukaryota; Metazoa; Chordata; Lepidosauria; Squamata; Pythonidae
Source: RefSeq, a predicted model, not a curated record
UCAUUAUGCUGAGGAUGUUGCCUCAAUCUGCCACUGAGAGUGAUAUCCGGGCCCAGCUGCAGGCACAUGGAUUCCAGCCCCGUGAGGUGCGGCUGAUGCGAAAUAAAGCCUCAGGUGAGCUCCUGUUCACAGUUUUUUCUACUCCUUUCUCUUGAUAUGGCUGUAAUGUUUCAACUACCAUUUGACACACUGCAAACUAGAGUGUGGUGUGCUAUGCAUGUGUGCAUGUGGAGCAGUUUUGCCCUGUGGCAUAAAAUAUGCAAUUGUAGUUUCUGCUGUACUGUAUUUAGGGUCUUCCAAUCAGUGAUAAGGAUAAGUCAGUCUUCCAGAUGUUAGCAGUGGAUUCAGAAGUAGCCCUUUAAGUGUUAUUGUCUGUUAUCAAAAUCCCAUAAAUGUGAGCCUUAGUGGUUCUUCUGCUGUCUGUGAGAAUGGCCUGAAAAAGUAGCAGAAGAUGUGGCCUGCCAUUUCCAAGUUUCACUGCAUUCUGCAUAAGUGUGAAUCUUUGGAGGUUUAGCAGUUCAGUAUUGCUUUUCGUAUUAAGAUGAGUUCUUACUUGUUCUCUAUCUUUCUUACUUGGCCUCUCUCUUUGAGGUAACAGACACGCAUACAUGGCAAAGGAUGAAGACAACCCUUUUGGUUAUAUAAUGCACUUUCUGUUUGGCCAUAUUUUAUCAGCUAUGUUGGCGUUCCUUUUUAGAUCUUUGCAGCCUAAAUUAGACUCUGUUUUAAGAUUGAUACUGAUGAAGCAGAUAUUAGGGCAAGUAUCCAACUUUUGAUUCCACCAAGUUAACUAUAAUCCUCCAGGCACUUGUGAUUCACCAAGGACUUAAUAAACCUCCUGGCUUUUUACUGCCUUUUUUUGUGAUGGGAUAGAAGAAUUGUCAAGCACCUGUGAACACAGUACUUGAUUAGUGAACUUGUUUGGUUUAAUAGACCAUAAAUUGUGCCAGGCUACAUUAAGGAAGACAGGUUGCCAACAAGUUGGAUAGGUAUGGUAUAUGCAAGUAUAAUAAGAGAUCUCUUUAGUUUGCUCCAAGACAAAAUGAUCUAAUACUGUUCUGGGAAUAAAGUAAGUUGUUUAAUCAAGCAGGUAAGUAUACUUCUUCUUGCCAAGGUUAUUCCCUACCUAUCACACACACUUGCAGGCCCUGAGAUAGGGCUGUAUACCUUUUCUUUUCUCCCCCCUUCCUUUUUUUUUAAAGCAAGGCUUAUGUUUUUGGUUAUAGUCCUCUGUAUCUGCCCUUUGUUGUACAAGGCCUGAAGUGGACUGGCAGAUACUGCAAGAUGGAGGGUACAGAAAGGCACCCUGCUUCUAUGGGCAACCAGAGGCUAAGAAAAGGAAAUUACAAUGCAAAAUGAAUUUUACAUUUUCACAAGGACUGGAACUGCAGACUUUGAGAAAGAGCCCUAAAGAAGUGUAGUCUCUUGAACGUUCCCAUUCAGUGGACUGGUCUUGCCUAUGUCAGUUCGGUUUCCUUUAAAUAUUUUAUCUUAAUUCCAGUGCUACUAAGGAAGAAAGUGGGAAAGCUGGCUGAAAUCAGUGCCUCUUCUUUGGAUUUUUAGUAAACUCUCUCAGUCUAGGCACAUGAUAUUAGUUGAGUUUAUGUUAAAUUUAUGCAGGCAAUAUUUCUUUAUCAUUCGUUUUUGCAAUAGAAAGUGACCAUUAUUGUUUCUGUUGGACAGAUGGAGCAAUGAGAUUGAAAGAGUGAUUGACUCAGAGUCAUCAAAUGAAUGUUAAGGUUAAGCUGGAAUUUAAAUCCAAUUCUUCCAGAUUCAAGUCCAACAGACUGCAGCUUUUUAUCUUUGCUUGGUCCUGUUCUGUUAUGUGGGGUUAUUUUAACCCUUCCCAAAGCUAAACAGGGAAGUCGGUAGGACAAGUACCAUACUAUUACAAUAAGAAGUAGCCUCCUGCAUAGAUUCUUUGAAUCAGCUAUUGCUUAAAACAUGAAAAAGGUGUUAGAUAAAUGAAUCUGUUAGUGCUAGAAAUAGAUCUCUUCAAAGCCAACAUUCUCUCUCCAGCCCUUAUCCUUUUGGAAAUACAAGCUGACUGAUAAGCACUGAUCUGGGAGUUGGGACACCACAGUUCUCUUCUCAAUUCUAGGAAAAAUAAACAACUGGAUGGUUUGAGUAGCAGUGAAUAGCAUCUCUCCAUCAAAAAUACUUUAUUGGAAUGAUCAGAAGAGAUGCUGGUGACCAGCAUUUGAGUCUGCACCACUCCAUUUUGCAACUAGGGUGCCUUUUCUGUGCCUUCCCACUCUACCUUAUUUUCUCCCCCGCGCCCUGCCCUUGCCCCAUUUGGUACAGCGACAGGGGUGCGUGAUGUUGGCUGGAUCUGUUGACUAACACACUGCGUCUGUAUCUGAAUGCUGUCCUCCAGGUCAGAGCCGGGGCUUCGCCUUCGUCGAGUUUAAUCACUUGCAGGACGCUACACGAUGGAUGGAAGCCAAUCAGCAUUCCCUCACCAUCCUGGGUCAGAAAGUCUCCAUGCACUAUAGUGACCCUAAACCCAAGAUCAACGAGGACUGGCUCUGCAGCAAGUGUGGAGUUCAGAAUUUCAAGCGCAGAGAGAAGUGCUUCAAGUGUGGCAUUCCCAGAUCUGAAGCUGAACAGAAGCUACCCCCUGGUGGUCGCUUAGAUCAGCUAGUGGCAUUAUCAGGGCGAGAACUCAGCCAAGGCCUUCUGCCUCUCCCGCAGCCAUACCAGGUGUCAGCAGCUCUGUCCACUCAGCCUGUGGCCCCCAUGUCAGAACCAUGUGCAGAGAAUGCUAAUGACACCAUUAUCUUGCGAAACCUGAAUCCGCAUAGCACAAUGGACUCCAUCUUAAGUGCCUUGGCGCCAUAUGCAGUUCUCUCCUCAUCGAAUGUCCGUGUCAUUAAAGACAAGCAGACACAGCUCAAUCGUGGUUUUGCUUUCAUUCAGCUCUCCACUAUUGUGGAGGCAGCUCAGUUGCUGCAGAUCCUUCAGGCUUUGCAUCCACCACUAAACAUUGAUGGCAAGACAAUUAACGUGGAAUUUGCAAAAGGUUCCAAACGGGACCUAAGUUCAUCUGAUGGAAACCGCAUCAGUGCUGCUUCGGUAGCCAGCACUGCCAUUGCAGCUGCACAGUGGGCUAUCUCACAGAGCGCUUCUGGACAGAAGGGGGCUAAAGAAAUCAGCAAAUAUGCAUCGCAGGGUCGUGAGGCCUCCUGGGCUACUCAAGAUGAGCAGUCUGUAGAUUAUGGCUACUACCAGCAUGAUGAACCCUACGGUGCUCAAGAGGCCACAGUGUACUCACAGGGAUACCUGAAAGGAUCCCAGUCUCAGUCUGGCACCUCUGGGACAGCAGCUGUUGGGAAGGCAGACAAGAUCCAGGGGGAGGGAUCAGUGGCAGCUGAGGCGUCACAGGAGCCUGGUGUGCCAGGUAUUGAUCCAAUGCCUGUCCUACCAACUUUCCCUCGUACUACCCAGAACACAGCUGUGCCGGCCACGUAUCAGACAACUGGAAGCUCUGAAGGAGCAAGCCCAGCCCAAGGAAAUGCUGCCAUUGCUCAGUCAUAUACCAUAGUCUCACCAGCUGUGUUGAAGCCUGAUGUGCCUAAUGCUGCCCAGCCCUCCGGUACAACUCCCAGCAUGUCCACCAGCACUUCCAAUUUGCCUACCAGCUCUGCUGGACAGGAACCUUACACACAGUACCCUGUCCCAGAUGUCUCCACAUAUCAGUAUGAUGAAAGCUCUGGCUACUAUUAUGAUCCUCUGACUGGCCUCUACUAUGACCCUAAUUCCCAGUAUUACUACAAUGCUCAGACGCAGCAGUAUCUGUACUGGGAAAGUGAGAGGUGCACUUACGUCCCAGCCUCAGACCAAGCGUCUGACGGCCACAAGGAUAGUGGCAGCUCAGGCGGUGGCAGCAGCAAAGAGGGAAAAGAGAAGAAGGAGAAGCAUAAGACAAAAACGGCCCAGCAGAUUGCAAAGGAUAUGGAACGCUGGGCCCGCAGCCUCAAUAAACAGAAGGAGAACUUCAAAAACAGCUUUCAGCCAGUCUCCUCCAUACGAGAGGAUGAAAGGCGGGAAUCGGCCACAGCUGAUGCUGGCUAUGCUAUCCUUGAGAAGAAGGGGGCACUGGCUGAGAGGCAGCAUAGUGGCAUGGACUUGUCCAAGCUUACUGGUGAUGACAGACUGAGUCCACCACGAGGCUUAGUAGCCGCAUACAGUGGUGAAAGCGACAGUGAGGAGGAGCAAGAGAAGGCAGCUGAUCGGGAGGAGAAAUUAACUGAUUGGCACAAACUGGCUUGCCUGCUUUGUCGCAGACAGUUUCCCAGCAAGGAGGCACUUAUUCGUCACCAACAGCUCUCGGGGUUACAUAAGCAAAAUUUGGAGAUUCACCGACGGGCACAUUUGUCAGAGCAAGAGCUUGAGGCACUUGAAAAGAAUGACAUGGAGAUGAAGUAUCGAGAUCGUGCGGCUGAGCGACGGGAAAAAUAUGGUGUUCCUGAGCCACCAGAACCCAAGAAGAGAAAGUAUUCAGCUGUGACCCCAGCCACUGUGGAUUUUGAACAACCAACACGAGAUGGACUCGGAAGUGACAACAUCGGCAGCCGCAUGCUACAGGCCAUGGGCUGGAAAGAGGGCAGCGGGUUGGGUCGCAAGAAACAGGGUAUUGUAACCCCCAUUGAGGCCCCAACUCGGGUACGUGGGUCUGGCCUUGGUGCACGUGGCAGCUCUUACGGGGCUGUAGCAUCAGAGUCGUACCGGGAGGCAUUGCACAAGACAAUGCUCACUCGUUUCAAUGAGUCAGACUGAGCUCUGUAAGGAGCACCUACCUGUACAGUAUUUUGCUGCUGUCUCCUCUUACCCCCCACCAUCCAACUUUCAGAAUGUUCUUUUGGUUGACUUUUUUUUAAUUAAAUGUUCAAAUGGACAAAAGAGGAUUUUACAUGGCUGAACCGUGCGGGAAAAGUAUACUUGGUGCUCCUGUGACCAUUAAGGAUUUCCACUGCUUGUUAUGUAUAAAUGUGGUACAGUAAACCCGAGGGUACAACUUUUCCACGUAGACUAGGUAAAAAGAGGCAGCAAUUGUAGAGCUGAUCCGGCUCUUGUUGUACUCUGUGUCCUUGAGGUUUUCAUUUGAGAUGCCAGUCUUGGCUUAGUGAAAACAAAACACAGAAAAGCUCUGUAUCAUCUCAACAGGCAUCCC